Messenger RNA from Aspergillus ruber CBS 135680, 597 nucleotides. Its product is annotated as dynactin subunit 5. The transcript is spliced from 2 exons. Bases 1 to 597 code for a protein of 198 amino acids. The record is from RefSeq and is a predicted model, not a curated record. Lineage: Eukaryota; Fungi; Ascomycota; Eurotiomycetes; Eurotiales; Aspergillaceae.
AUGCCCCCCAAAGCCUUCAAGGGUGAAUACAUCGAGACGGACACGGGCAACAAGAUCUCCCGCCGCGCCCAAAUCCACGGAACCCAACGCAUCAUCCUCGGUGGAAAAACAGUCAUUCAAACAGAUGCCGUCAUCCGCGGUGACCUCUACCGCUCCUCUUCCUCGCACGCCUCCUCCGAUGAUCCGGCUGGCGCCGCACCAUCACCUUCCGUCGCUAUAACCGUUGGCCGCUACAGUUACAUCUCUAAGCAGGCGAUUCUGCGCCCGCCCUCACGUCUGCACCGCGGUAUGCACUCUUAUUAUCCGUUGAAAAUCGGCGACCAUGUGUUUGUGGGUGAGCGCGCGGUUGUUGAGGCGGCUAGUGUUGGGAACCAUGUACAUGUUGGGAAGGAGGCUGUAAUUGGGGGCAUGGCGAUAUUGAAGGAUUUCGCGGUUGUACUGGAUGGGGCGGUGGUUCCAGCUGGUAUGGUGGUUCCAAGUUGGUGUGUUGUUGGUGGUAGGCCGGCGAGGAUCGUAGGGGAGGUCGGAGAGGGGUAUGGAGUUGAGGGAGCGGAUGGGGGAUUGGCGAGGGAGAGAUAUCGGUUGGUUGGGAAGUGA